AACGUUCUAAUUUCUCAGCCAGGAUCAACUGGGGAUUCAGCAAUAAAACCGAAAAAAGAAACAAGAAUAACCCUCAAGCUCCGGAUCAAAGGAAGGCGAAGGGCCCUUGGCGAUGGUGCCUGUCUUCUGAGAAGACCACUGGACUCGCCACCCUCACCUCCCUUUUAUCCCCCUUUCUCUCUUUUCUUCCCAAGGGAAGGGUUCUGUUUUGAAGAAGAAGAAGAAGAAGAAGAAGAAUUUUCUAUUAUCGACCUGGGCUGACUUUCCAUUAAAACUACCUCAAAUACAGACUCUUUUGCCUCAAAGCUGGUGCUUCUAAUAAUAAUAAUUGUGGGUUUUUUGUUUUGAUUUUUUGGGGUGUGCGUAUCCGUGUGGCGUUGUUUACAAAACGUUUGAUGACAUUAAAGGCAAGGAGCUGUCCUGGGUUCUGAAUCUAUUUUGAGGGGCCUUUGCACUGAAGCCAAGUGAAGAACCUUAUGAUUGCACUAUAUGUAACUCAACUCAGAUAAGAUUUCACUAGGAAACAAACAUCUCCUGCCUUUCAGAGGGAAUUGUCCAUCAGCUUUCUCCCAACGUUUGCUCCUCAUCAGCACCUUCCACCUCCACCUGCUGAAGCAGAACAGGCACCUACGAACUCUUUGUCACCUUUCUUCUUAAGAGCACUUUGGAAAUCAUUCUCCAGUCAUGUUCCAGCGCCUCACCAGCCUCUUUUUCAGUGACAGCAGCACACCUGAGGACCUUGAGGAACCCAAGGCCUUCAUCUCCAAGGAGGAAGAAGAAGAUGGGUGGCUCAUUAUUGACCUACCAGAUAGUUAUGCUUCAGCCUCCAGCAAAGAAUGGCGGGUAGGUGAGGCGGAUUCUGUUUGUGGUUCUUGUCACCACCACGAGUCCCUUCCACCUACCUCGUCUUCGCCCCACUCCCUCAGUGACUGUGUCAGCAGGUCCAUGCCCUCUCAGCCUGACCCCUGCUUGAUGGACGAGAGUUGGUUUGUUACCCCUCCCCCCUGUUUUACUGCAGAAGGUCCUGAUCCUGUCAGCAUGGAGAGUAACCCCAUGGAGGACCUCUUGAUUGAACAUCCCAGCAUGUCUGUGUAUGUCACCAGCAGCACUAUUGUUGUGGAAGCCCAGAAUCCUGAGGAGCACAUCAUCCCUGAUGGGGAAGUACCUGAACGGCGUUUGCAGCGCCAUGUUUCACACCACUCCACCUCUCUUACCACCAAGGCAGCCAUCCUGGAGAAGGUCAACCAAGUGCGCCGGAUUCAGAGGGCAAAGCAGCUGGCAGAGAAGCACAACCUCAGUCAGAAAGUCAUGCAGAGGCAGAACCGUACCCGAGAGUGCCGCCCACGACGGGCCAAACACCAAGGCAGCUUUGUCUACCAACCAUGCCAGCGCCAGUACAACUACUAAGCUACUUCAGGAAGUCUACACUGUGGGGCAUUAUCCUUUUAACUUUCAGCUUCACCAGUUCCUCACAAUGCUUUCUUCAGCCAAGAGGGUCUUCUUCGUCCAUUUUCUGAAAUAAAUCCAUCCCCAAUCCCAGGAGAGAACCUCCUACAUUGUACUAAACUGGCAAUAUUCAAUGGUAGUUCUUUUGUGGGCUUUUCUUAGGUUCAUUCCCCCCCCCCCCCCCCCGUUUCAGCCACAACUAAUUUUCUUAUCAUUCACUUUCUUUUCUCCUUGGGUUUAAGCUCCCCCCUUUUUGUGCUAAUUCCACAAAUGUUGACCUUGAUUUGAAUUUGAUUUGAAGGAAAAAGAAACCUGAGAUGUCCCAUUAAUAUUAAGUAGCAAAGCUGUAGGUCUACUUUGAAACUCCAGUUAAUGUUUUUGCUGUUCUUGGAGAAACAUGUUUGUAUCUUGGGUACCAAGAGAGACCAUUUCUUUUUAUGUGGUAAUUUCCUUGGUUCCUAGAUAGCAUGUAUGUAUACACUGGGUAUAGUAGCAGUUUCCAGUGCUAAGAGUAAUUUGGUGCUUCCAGUGAAUAUAUCACAUUUCAUUUUCUAAACAUGUGUCAUAGGAGGGACAAAGUGCCCUGUCAUUUCUUUUUGUCCUUCAUUGCUGCACUAGGGGGCCUGUGACAUCAGUGCCUUUCAUUAUGAUGUCACACUCUUCAAAGUGGAAACAGACUGUGAUGUCACAAAUGGGGAUACCAGGUUCAUGUGCAAACUGGAACACAAAACAAUAAAUAGGUCCAAAAUGUAACGG
Sceloporus undulatus (fence lizard) is the source of this 2202-nucleotide messenger RNA. It is a transcript of the gene TP53INP2, whose product is annotated as tumor protein p53 inducible nuclear protein 2. The record is from RefSeq and is a predicted model, not a curated record. The transcript is spliced from 5 exons. Gene Ontology annotation, biological process: positive regulation of DNA-templated transcription; autophagosome assembly. The coding region runs from base 685 to 1407 and encodes 240 amino acids. Gene Ontology annotation, cellular component: autophagosome; nucleus. Lineage: Eukaryota; Metazoa; Chordata; Lepidosauria; Squamata; Phrynosomatidae.